This is a messenger RNA of Geodia barretti, 3313 nucleotides long. Lineage: Eukaryota; Metazoa; Porifera; Demospongiae; Tetractinellida; Geodiidae. The record is from the annotation of a GenBank genome assembly.
CUAGGAACAAAGCCCAUUGGGACGAGUGGGGUGGCCUCCCCUACACUCGCCCAUAAGAAGCGGAUCGUUUCUGAAGCGAAUCGUUUUUUCCUGCCGCAAUUAACGAUGGAUACGUUUAGAAAACUCGAACAAGAGAACGUCAAGGUGUUUCGGAAUGCCAAGGAAACCGGUCGCAAGCUCGGAGUGGGCUCUUUUGGGUCUGUGGUGGAGUUGAUCAUCAAAGGUGCGGGGAAGUUUGCGGGGAAGAGGAUUCACGAAGCACUGAUUAUUGACGGAGAUUCUUCUAUACUCGUGAAAGAGUGCAAGCUAAUGUCGGAGCUCAUUCACCCAAACGUAACGAAAUUUUGCGGCGUCUGCAAGCUGUCGUCCAGCACUGCACCUGUGCUCGUCAUGGAGCUCAUGGAUCGCAGUUUAGAAGACAUCAUCGAAAACGAUAAAGAAUAUUUUCCCUACACAGUAGCAACAUCAGUUUUCAUCGACGUAGCCAAUGGCUUGGCUUACCUGCACCGUCGCACGCCGCGUGUUCUUCACCGCGAUCUAACGGCCCGAAAUGUUUUGCUCGACAAAAGCAUGACCGCGAAAAUCACAGAUUUCGGAAAUUCAAGGUUCGUUGAUGCAACUAAAGUAGUAAAGACCAUGACACAGACGCCUGGGACACUGGCAUAUAUGCCCCCUGAGGCAAGUAAUCCCCAUCCAAAAUACAGCGACCGCCUGGAUAUAUUCUCUUUUGGCCACCUUGCCCUUUACGCACUCAUACGAGAGUUUCCAAAGGACAUUCUCUCUUCUACGUACACAGCUGAAGAAGGUCAUCUUGCGGCGCGAAGUGAAGUGGAAAGGCGAAGUGAGUACAUGGAAAAGUUAAACAAAGCGUUACCAAAACCAGACCACCAUCUGUACCAGCUAGUGGUGCAGUGCCUUCACAACGACCCCGUACGUAGGCCAGCAUCUACAGAGCUGCUACACUGGCUUCAGGCAGUUCAGGAAGUCGAACUAGACGAUUUUGGAACCGAUGCCGAACUUGGUGUUAGAGAGGAAGAAAGGGUGUCAAAUUCACUAAAGGAAAUGCAAUUAGAUAUCGACAGGCGUCAAGUAGAAACUAUAUAUUAUGAGGAUCCUGCAGUGAAUAGAAAAACGGGUCUUAUUGAAAAAAGAUCUGGGGGGAGAAGAAGGGAGUGGAAAGCAUAUUCGUUUACAUUGAAUUUCACAAAAGGAAUUUUUCAGUAUACUAGACCCGGGCCUUUUGGAAAGACUCCCCAGAUUCGAUUGGAUGAGAUAACCCAGAUCAAGCAGUUAAAAUCUGGAGGUGAUAGAUUCCCAUUUGACGUCUAUUUUGAUGGGAGGAACUCACCAUGGGAACUUAAUGUCUACUCUGAGGAUGAGCGACGACAGUGGAUGGAAGCUCUUUCCACUAAGGGUGAUGGAAGGGAAGACACACAAGGAAGAGUGCAGAAAAGUAAAACAUAUGUUCAUUUGUCACAUAAAGAAGAGAAUGUUUACGACUUUAUUGAUCCACCAACUCCACCUCUAUCUCUUUAUGAGACUCUUCCUCCACUUCCACCCCUACCUCCUGAUGUAGCUUCUCACAGAUUGAGUGGCAGUGAAGAUGUUUAUGAAUGCAUUGAUCUUUCGGUUACCGAUCUUUCAGUUCCUCCCCCACUUCCACCUCUACCCCUAAUUGUGUCACCCUACCUACCUCCACCUCCUCCUCUUAAAGUGGUCCCUCCCCUACUUCAACCCUCCUCCAGAUGCGGCUCCUUCCCCACCUCCACCUCUUAAUGUGUCACCCUCCUUACCUCCACCUCCUCUUAAAGUGGUCCCGCCCCUACUUCCACCUCCUCCAGAUGCGGCUCCUUCCCCACCCUCCACCUCUACCAGCUCCUCUCCUACCUCCUCCUGGUGUGGCUCUUUCCUCAUCUACUUCUUCCCCAUUUCCACCUGCAGAUGUAGCUGAUGUGGCUCCUGCCCUGCCUUACCCUCCUUAUGAUGAAGCCGCUUCCACACUACUUCCUGAUGUGGCUCCUAGCAGAACAAGUGACGAUGAACAUUUUUAUGUAAAGAUAAUUGAAGCCCUGGAAAGAGAAUUUUAAUCCAGUCCAGUUGGAUGCAUUUGCUCAAAAACUAGCCUCGACUCAGGGAAAACAUCUGCAGAACAUUUCAACGACUACAUCAGUUCCACAAGAGGAUACCAAACCGCAAGAAUUACAAGAGAAAAUGCCCACAGCUGGCUCUGAGGCAGAACCAGAAGAAUUGUAUGAAGAAUUUAUUCCACUCGAUCAUCAAGAAGAGGAAGAGUUAGAUGACGUUUAUGAAGACCCAGAUAAACCAAGUACAUACAUUGCCCCUGUUGCCAUGCGUACAGAGCGCAUUGGAUCAUGUGCGGGCUUACAAAUGCUACAGGAAAAAGCUUUUUCAAUACGGUUGUCAUCGCUUUCCCACAUGGAAAAGAUUGGAGAAGGCCAGUACGGAGAAGUAUAUCAGGCUCAGAUGGAUAACACUACUGUUGCAAUAAAGGUAAUCAAGAGGUUCUCCUCACUCAAAGUGAUGAGCCAGUUCGAGAGAGAGAUGACCACCAUGACUCAAGUAUCUCACCACAACCUUGUAAAGUUGCAUGGAAUAAUGAGAGAAGGUCCGUUCUCUCCAGCAUUGGUAAUGGAAUAUCUACCAUAUGGAAACUUGAAAAUGUUUUUAAUGAGAGAGGGACAACCAAAUGAGUUCCUGAUGAAAUGUAUGACAGACGUAGCAAUGGGUAUGCACUAUCUUUCUGAGCGAGGAUUGAUCCAUCGAGAUCUGGCAGCACGAAACGUGUUAGUAGAUGAGAACAAGACAUGCAAGGUCUCUGACUUUGGACUCUUACGAGAGGUUCCGCGGGACAAGAGUAUCUAUGUCUCACAGAACGAUGGCCAAUCUCCACUACGGUGGAUGGCACCCGAGAGUAUUACCGACAACAUCUUCUCACCUGCCACUGAUGUGUGGAGCUAUGGAAUACUGCAGUGGGAAAUGUUUUUCCCUCAUAGAAACCCCUACUAUGACAUGGACAACACGCAAAUGGUUGCAAAAGUAAGCCGUGGCUACCGAAUGGCCAUUCCCAGAGGGUGUCCGCCGCUUGUUGUAAAGAUCAUGAGGGCUUGUUGGGAAUAUGAUCCGAACGAAAGGCCUAAUUUUCUGCUUAUAUCCAACCUUCUCACUCGUCGCGAACAAAUAGCUAAAAAGAUUUAAUCAAUUUAGGUUCUCUUUCAUGAUCACUUUAGAGUGCGUGUGAAUACUGGAUUAUACGUAUCACGCAGUUUUAUGGGCGCGGGCACAAUACAAAGAC